This is a messenger RNA of Paramecium tetraurelia, 984 nucleotides long. RefSeq lists its product as uncharacterized. NCBI's taxonomy places the organism in Eukaryota, Ciliophora, Oligohymenophorea, Peniculida, Parameciidae. The transcript has 7 exons. Gene Ontology annotation, molecular function: protein-folding chaperone binding. The record is from RefSeq and is a predicted model, not a curated record. Gene Ontology annotation, cellular component: cytosol.
AUGGAUUAUUACAAGAUUUUAGAAAUUAAUCGUGAUGCUUCAGCUUCAGAAGUUGCCAAAGCCUACAAUAAGCUUUCUUUAAAAUGGCAUCCAAAGUUGAGUAAGUUAGAUCACAAUACUACUUAUCAUCAUUUUUGCUUAAUUUCAGAAGCCUACGAAGUAUUAUCUGAUCCUAUCAAAAGGACAUUCUAUGAUAAGUAUGGAGAAGAGAAGUUGAAAGAAGGAUUCUUUGCAAAUGGAAACCUCAAGGGCGGUUACAGUUUUGCAGGCAAUCCUUUUGAAAUAUUUGAAAAGUUUUUUGGGACAUCCAAUCCAUUUGCUCAACUAAUAGAUACCAAUGGAUCAGAAAAUCACGGCACUCUCUUUAGUCAUGCAUUUGGAGGAUAGAAUUUUCCAGGAAUUCCAGGACCUCAAGAUCUUGAGAUCUAAGUAGAGUGUACCCUACAUGAAUUGUAUAAUGGUUGUGCAAAAACAGUCUCAUAUUAGAGAUAAGUGCUGAAUAAAGAUGGAAUCACAACUCGUUAAAUUAUGGAAACUAAAGAAAUUAAAAUUGAUCGUGGAAUUGAAACUGGGUAGAAGAUAGUCUACAAAGAAUUAGGUAAUGAAGCGGCUGGAUUUAAGUCAUCUGAUUUGAUUUUCUUAAUCAAAGAAACUGCGCAUCCAACUUUUAAGAGAAAAGGGAAUGACCUAUUGUAUAUUGCAAAAAUUAAUUUGGCCAAUGCAAUAGCUGCAGAUCCGAUACAGAUAAUAACAUUGGACAAUAGAAAAUUGCAGGUGCCAGUUGAUUAAAUCAUUAGUCCCAAGUAUGUGAAGAUGAUUGAAAGUGAAGGAAUGCCUGUCUUUUAAUAGGAUGAAGUGAAAGAUUUCGGUAAACCAUAAACAUUUGGAAAUUUGUACAUUAGAUUUGAUAUCCAAUUCCCAGAAGAUCUAACAGAAAGUUAAAAAAAUAGAAUCAAAAAUAUUUUAUUAGAAGGUUAAUAAUGA